GCUGAUGAUGUCCAUUUAGUUUCCGUCCAUUUUCCGAUUUAACUUUAACGUAACGUUUUAUAUUGUCCAUGCAUAAGGACAAUUAAGAUACGAAGAAAAAUGAAUCAGCCAAUAUGGAAAUUAAGAUCACACUCAUUAUUUAUUUCCCUUGUUACGUAAUAUCCGCCUGCUUGAUUCAGUAUCAAAAACAUUGAAUAUGCUUCCAAAUAAAUAUAUUUGAAUAUAUAUAUUCUACUACAAACCAUAUCAAUUUACGUCGUCUUAGGAAACCCAUAUUUAAUCAAAUCUUUGUCUCUCUUUCUGGCCGCAGAGAGUUUAUCGGACAUAAAUCUUCUUUGACCAUCCUUUCUCACGUCCGUUUAUCUCUCUCUUGGGAGAUAAAAAGAACUUUUUUACGAUAGAUAUUUUUUUUUUCUUUUUGGUAUCAUUACCAAACGCAAGAAAACAAAAAGAAAAGUCUAGGCGUUUGACGAGAUGGGAAACUGUGCCACCAAGCCAAAGGUUCUCAAAGAUUCCGAGGAGGAUAUGGUUCCGGUUGAGAGAGAUAUGGCGGCUCCGAGUGAUCAUAACAAGAUUACGGCGGAAAAGAGCCAGAGCAAUGCUCCUAACGAGGCGGUUGAUACAGCUGCUACGGCACGACGGAGCGAGAAAGGAAAAGAGAUUCUGGUUGAAGAUGAUGUGAAGAAGGAACACGGCAAAAGCCAAUCUCUCAGUCCCUUGUUUCACGAGGACAAAGUAAUAGGAAAAGAGGUAACCGAUAUUACUCCCACAAAACCUGAGACCAAUGACAAAACUGGUGCUUCUUCAAAGGUUACAAAGCUUGAUGAUGCUUCUCCUUUAAUGGCUACUAAUGUAAAAGCUCCAGAAUCCUUUGACGUUCAAACUCGAAAUGAUCUUGAAGUCAAGAUUCCAAAAGAUUCUGAGGUUAAGACUCCUGAAACGCCUAAAGCUAAGGAGGCUGAAGAACAAGAAGUUCAUUUUUCAGAGAAUUGGGAGGUUAAGUUUCCAGAGGAAUUGGAAACUAACACAACAUCAGGAGUUGUUAAGGUUAAAGAAGAGUCAAAACCUCCACAAGUUUCUAAGGUUUCUGCUCCUGAAUUAUCUGACGUGAAGGUUACGAAAGAGUCAGAUGUUCCUAAGGUAUUGGAAGAUAAGAAUGUUCAAGAAGUUUCUGUUGUUCCUACUCUUCCUGAAUUGUCCAACACUAAGGUUACAAAAGAAUCUGAUGUCCCUAAGGUCUUUGAGGAUAAGAAUGUUCCAGAAAAUUCUGAGGUUCAUGCUCCUCCUGAAUUGUCUGACAUUAAGGUUACAAAAGAGUCAAAUUUUCCUAAGGUCUUGGAAGAUAAGAAUGUUCUGAAGACUGAUGAAGUUAAAGCUGCAGAGUUAGAACUUCUGAAGGUUUCAGAGGUUAAAUCUUCAGAGGAUUUAGAGAUUAAAGUUCCAAAAGUUUUUGAAGUCAAAAAUCCUGGAACAUCUAAUGUUAAGGUUGAAACAAAGGUUAAGACUGAUCAAGAAGCAUAUCAAGUUAAUACUGGAGAAGAUACAGAGGUUCCAGAGUUUCUAGAUGCUCAAGAGAAGAUUGAUAAAGCUGAAGCUCAGAUUCUUGAGGACAUUAAAGUGACAGAAGAUAAAGAGAUUAUGAUGUCUGAAAAUGAAGAAGAAAAAGGUUUGUCUAUUGAGAAGAAAGUCAAAGAGUCUACACUAUCUGGUUUAGAUAGCAAAUGAGUUACAAAAGAGACAGAGAAGGGUUAGCAUCUUCUUAUAGGAAAUUUCAUUUUGUGUUUUUGAAAUCUCCUUUGUUUUUUUUUUUAAUUUUUGUUUUCUAAUUAUGGGGGAUAAUUAGUCUAUUUGCAUGUCUCCCAAGUUGUAAUUAUGUUGAUGCCUUGUCCCUGGGCUCAUGUUGAAGGCCCUUAUCUGUCUAGAUUUGGGGUUACCAUUUCAUGCAAGAGUCCAAGACCAUUCUCAUCUCUUCUUGUUGGUUCAUGGCCACUUGUCAUUGGACUGGACGAACCUUCUAUUUCCCUUAAGUGAUUCUCUCUUGACUUCUUGUUUUAUUUUUCUGUUCUACAGAAUAAGUCAACACGAUCUUAUUUAGUUAUUAGUUUAAAUUUCUUAUAAAUGGGAGAAAAAAUCACUAGUUUUUU
This is a messenger RNA of Brassica napus (rape), 2144 nucleotides long. Its product is annotated as periaxin-like. Lineage: Eukaryota; Viridiplantae; Streptophyta; Magnoliopsida; Brassicales; Brassicaceae. Bases 475 to 1725 code for a protein of 416 amino acids. The transcript is spliced from 2 exons. The record is from RefSeq and is a predicted model, not a curated record.